AUGGAUUCAAUAGAUGAGCAAAUUGCUACAAAGCAAAAAGAACUUCACUCGUUACAAAAGAUAACCAGUUUAACCGAUGGUCUAAAAAUUCAGCUAACAGAGCUGAAUAAACGGGUAAAAGAAAUGGGGACCAAUGCAGAAUCGGUGGCGGAAUUGAUGAAUAACUGGGAUUCUAUAAUAAACAACAUAUCACAAGCUAGUUUGGGAUUAUUACAAUAUGCAGAGGGUGAUUAUGAGAUAGGGCCAUGGAAAGAUUUUAAAAGAAGCGAACCAGAACCAUCAGGCGAAACAGACCCUGGUACUCAAAGGACUGACAAGAAUAGCGAAAGUAAUGGUGAUGAUGAAGAUCUGGUUCCUUUGCCGGAGACAAUGGUCAGAAUUAGGGUAGAUGGUAAUGAAUAA
This is a messenger RNA of Saccharomyces mikatae IFO 1815, 402 nucleotides long. It is a transcript of the gene DAD2, whose product is annotated as Dad2p. Gene Ontology annotation, biological process: attachment of spindle microtubules to kinetochore; mitotic cell cycle. The record is from RefSeq and is a predicted model, not a curated record. Gene Ontology annotation, cellular component: mitotic spindle midzone; DASH complex; mitotic spindle. The transcript has a single exon. Lineage: Eukaryota; Fungi; Ascomycota; Saccharomycetes; Saccharomycetales; Saccharomycetaceae. The coding region runs from base 1 to 402 and encodes 133 amino acids.